This is a messenger RNA of Aedes albopictus (Asian tiger mosquito), 7721 nucleotides long. Its product is annotated as titin homolog. The transcript has 2 exons. The record is from RefSeq and is a predicted model, not a curated record. NCBI's taxonomy places the organism in Eukaryota, Metazoa, Arthropoda, Insecta, Diptera, Culicidae. The coding region runs from base 3740 to 5716 and encodes 658 amino acids.
UGCAGCCCAUUCUUCAUACCUGCACUCAUGUAGGAAGGCAAAGGCAAGUUUCAUAGGUGGUUUAGAAAGCUUUAGCUUAUAUUGGCCAAAAUUUGUGCUCUUCUCAAGGCAGAUCAGUUAGUACAAUGGUAUGGGCUUAGACUCACAAUCUCGAGGUGCCGUGUUCUAGGCUUGGUGUCAACUUUUUUUUUAUUGCUGGUUUCGGACAUCGUAUUACAUAUCAACCGAAGUCGUAUUUUAUUAUUUCGAUCGAUUAUUCGGGACAUCGUAAUGAUGAUCAUAUGAAAUCGCGAAAUAUCGUCUGAAGUAUGUAUAUGGCCUCCACUUUGGUACGUAUAUAGCAGUUUUGUGCAGUAUAUACGAUUGAAUUGGUUCUUAUAUAGUAGUGUAUAACACAAAUUAUACAGACCAAAAUGUUUACUGGGGAUUCAUAAAAGGGCCUCACUGGUAGGGCCUAACUGAUUAUGAUAUUCGUAAAAGGCCAAUCUACCGCGCAUGUUCAAAAACGUUUUUUUUAGAAUUCUGCUAUAAUGCCCAACAUUAUAAAGCAGACCUCCAUGUGUGUCAAUGGAUGAAAUAAAACACUGAGAAAUGUCUUUCGUUUUUGAAUAGGAUCAACCAAUAUGGAAGGAAAGAUAGGCACUUUUCAAAUGUUACGCUAGGUUCUAUUUCCCCAGCUAACACGGAAUCUUAUAUGAUGUUGGAUAGGAUGCUAAAGUGGAGGCCAUAUGCGUACAUGCUUCCAUUUAACCACGUUUAAAGUGUACAGAGGCUAAACAUGUCUAAAGGUCCUAUUUGCAGAAGAGAGGCUCUCUUUCCCUCUCUUUCGUUAAUAUCUCAGCUGUUUAUUUGUUUCAUGAUUGUCUCCUUGCAUUGAACGAUGAUGAAAACAAUGGUAUUUUGAUUUGUGCUGUAAAAAUAGUUGAAAGUAUACCAUUAUAUUGCAAUAAUUGAAAGAGAAAGUGAACAAAGAGAGCUUCUCAAAUGCAGAUAGGACCUAUUGAAAUGUUUGGCCUGUGUACGCAUAUCGCCUCCACUUUAGCAUCCUAUUCAACAUUCGUGCGAUCGUGUGUUGGCUGGGUCGGGCAUCCGUAGAGCAAUUCAAGGUUGCACAUGGGUUUGGUGAGCUAUUCUAUGCUAUUUCUUGCUUUCUUACAAUAUUUCUCAAGUUUGUGCAAAACUUUCUACUGCAAAUUUGUAGAUAUUUUUUUUUUUUUUCAUUUUUCUAACAAACGUGCAUCGACAAUCGCAUUUGAAACUUUGCUAUGCAUUUCAAGUCGUACUUGAUCAGUUUGAUUGUAAACAUCGGAAUUGCAUCGAACGCAAUUUGAUUUCAUUUCUCUUGGAUCAUGAGGAAAACCAUUUCAGAAACUUCAAACGAAUUUGUGGGAAUAUUUUUUUAUGAUAUUUAUAAACCAUGUUGAUAGAGCACCCCUGUGUCUAGUAGCAAGCGGGUGUAUGACUUUUUUCACGCGUGACAACUCAUUUUCAUCUCGUAAGAAACAACAGUCGAGUGGCGGGGAUGGUAAACGGGGAAAUCUCUGGAAUAUAUCACCAUCCAAUAUGGGAAGCGAGACCACACACCGACCGCCGCCACCACGGAAGAGAAAUAUGGAUGAACCGUGAAAUUAACCAAAUGCUCUCUUGGUCAACGUCGUCAUCGUGGCAAAUAUUUAUCUUUUUUUCUCACGCGGAAUUAGUUUUCAUCGGAUCGUGUACGGGGUCCUGCCCAGAGCGGGCAAAGGUGAUGGCCACAUGUUUAACAUCGACUCGUAAGAAGAAGGUUUCCAUUCGCGAAUAAGAUGAUAGACUUUUGAACACCCAAAACAUGACUUCCAGACUGCUGUUAGAAUUCUAACAAGUCAUGUAAAUAAAUUUAUAUUUUAAGUUUUAAAAAUCUUGAAUUCUAUGUUUUUUUAACGUUUUCAAAUAACGAAUAUUUUUGUUGAUUGAUGGCGAAAACAAGCAAAGAUCACCUUGAAAGUUUGCAAACACCAUUGUAGCGGUCGCCAUCAUCAGUCGGUCCCAAAAGACACAAUGACUUGGUUGUGUAUUUUUACACCAAAAGUGUAAUCCGAUCCAGCUGUGACGCUUCUGGCUGAUGGUUGAACAAUCAACAGUCGUCACAGUCCGCGUCAAGUGUGAAGCUCAAAUUCUAGCUGUAGUUAGCCUCUGUUGAGCUCUGAUGGCUAAUGGAUCUGCAGUACUACAUGGUGAGGUACACUGAGAGAGGUGUCAGAGUUUCCUUAUUUGAGAGCUUGUAAAUUGAUUUGCAAAUGCCUGGUAUGGGUAUAGUCAAUGAUUUUCUGUGUGUAUCAUGUUUAUUCUUUUAUUGAAACUUUCACAGCUACGAUUUCAGCGGUUAUCGCUGCGUGUUGCAUUGCAAUAAGUUCACAUAUUUGCGCAUUCUGCGUAACAAGAUUCACAGGACGUACAUUGUUUGGUGAGUUCGUUCCAUGGAGUUGUUAUUAUUUCGAAAUCAACCCGAGCUUGAUUGACCGCUCGUAGAUGCUACUCCAUUCUUGCCAGAUCAGCUACACUCAUACAGCAGGUGGUUCGCCUUUCCCCUUCUGCUCUCAAUAAAAGAGUUUAGCUAAAAAAUCUGCAUGGAAUUCGUUCAGGUAAUUCCUUACAGUUUUUCACAGGAAGCCUCUCUCUUUUUCUUUCCUCGAUAACAAAUCCAUCAUAUACACCGGUAAAACUUCUCUAGAACCUGAAGAAUGGGUUUGUCAUGCAAAACUGCCAAAAUACAGAGUACCUGUGCCGAAGAUGUCUUAGAAUUUACCUAGUACAUAUAUGAAUGUAGAAGGCAUGUUGGAUUCUUAUUAGAUUGAAAACCUAAAAAUUCAAACAUCCAAUUGUACAUUUCAUCUCCAGAUUGUACCACUACAUACAAAAGUUAAUCCAGAUCAUUUUUUUCUUACAAAAACAUCAAAACUUCUAGUAUUAAAUUCAAAGUGUAGAACUCAUUAAUUUGUUUCAGUUAAUCAGCAUGAGGAAUGAUUCAGAAUUGAUUAUGGGCUAUGAUGAUAUUUAGACAUGGAACGAGCUCACCAAUGCUCAGGCCAUUCUCGCGUAUCGUUUGUAGUCCCAGCGCUGGUUAGCGUUGGAUCUGGCAAUUCAUUUUUCCCAUGAAUCAACUGUUAAAUUCGAAUUGGCCGUACGCUUCGUAUUCCCCCAUUGAUGCAUGAUUCAUGUAUCCAAAGAAAAAGAAAUAUAGGAAGUGGCCAUGUACAACAGUUUCUAAGUAGAAUUUUUGGAAUUAUGUCGAAAAGACUUGAGCAGCGUCCUUGAAUGACGUACUAUUUUAGGGGGUAGGAGAGAGUAUCUGUAUGUAUUAGGUAUGGGAAAAUAUGCUACGAGUGGGAGGGGAUAUUUGAAAUCAGCCAAAAAAUACAAAAUCUUUUAUGGAUGCCCCUUAUGUGGUUUCUCAAGCAAACGAUUCACAUACAUCGAGAAACAUAAAAAAGUAGUGGUUUCAGAUUGCUGUUUAAGAAAAUAGGAGAAUGGCAAUUACAAAACGGUCAGCUUGCCUACAACUUCGUACCUACGAUUUUGAGUAAAUACAUCAUGUCUGCAUGAAAAAUCUACCUGCAUUAUAUACCUAGCUAAUAAAUCGAGAUUUUUCCCCUAACAUCUGAUAUUGUACCUUAGAUCUAUUUCACCAUUCUACUGGAGCAGACGUUCCUUGGAUUAGUGCAAAAAUCGUUUUUGUGUUCAUCUCAUCAGUGACAUCAGCAUGUCUAGUGAAGAUUCGUUUGUGAUCCUUGGAUCUACCUUUACUUCUUCCACAGAGGGAAGUUUCCAGAAUGUUUCCGGCGUGUCCAACUACGGCAGCGCGAUCAACCAAGAUGAAACAGCGCAGGCAUCAUCCACACCAACACGGUGCUCAUCCAACGUACGCGAACCGAGUUCGUCGGGAACGAGCGGAACCAGAUCCAGCCUGUUCCAGGCCUUUCCAAGUCUGGUGCAUUUGUCGAUUCCGGCAGAUGCGGUUUGCGAACUCGAGCGUAUAAUGGACGAACACAGUCAGAUGAAGACAAGCCAGACUCAAGACGGGAAACAGGAUGGGUUGCCAAGAGUUGUACCCGUGGUGGAGUGCCAGCCAAGUACUUCGAAAGGGCUGACCGCUGCGAAUGUGCGUCCUGGUGUACCUGCGAUUGUCAUCACCAGCGACACCAGUGUAAGCGAAGCAGAUGAUUCGCUGUUUGAGGAUACCAGGAACACGUCCAAUCCGUUUUAUUAUCGCUUGACAGCCGAAGAGCUCCGCAAGCGUAGUGCUGUAAAAGACGGACAUCGGCAGGAGGCAUCACUCGAAAGUAAUCCCAGCAAUGUGACGAAUCGAGAAGAAACGACUUCUGAGCCGCGGUCAAAGGAUUUGCAACGUUCGCAAUCAUUGGAAGAACCAGCUCAGGCAUCUUCAACGCCCUACAGCGCUUCCAACAAUUGUAGCGUGGAGACAACGAAUGAGGCAGAUCUGGCUAUGAACGUUUCUGAAAGCACCAAUCUGAAAGAACAUGAUUCGUUGUUCGAUGUGCAGCGUGAGCUGGUUGCAAUACUAGAAGCGGGAAACGAAAAGCUCAAGCAUGUCAUUGCAACGGAGAGACAGGCAAUGCAGACUCUGGAGCAGAAGACUGCACGGAAAGAAAUGGAGUGUGCCAAGGCGACGGAAAGCAUCGAUCUAGAAGAACACCACGAGGCAAUUGCAAUACUACAAGAGGGAAACGAAAUGCUCAAGCAAGUUAUUGCAGCUGAGGAACAGGCAAUGCAGACACUGGAGCAGAAGACUGCGCUGUCACCGAAAGAAAGCUACGAUCGAAAAGAUCAAAAUGAUACGAGAGGCUAUCAACGCGAGACAAAUUCAAAUCUACAAGCGGAAAUCGAGAACCUCAAGCAAGUGGUUGCCGCAUCUACAACACCUGGCAGCGUCUCCAACAUCAGUAGCGUGGAGGCAACGAAUGAGGCAGAGUUGACUACAGAUCCGUGGUUUUCAGUUAGGAAUAUUCCUCAACCCGUCAAGACGAUGGAAGGUACCGAUCGAAAAGAACGUGAUGAUAACGAUCAGCGCGAAGCGAUUGCAAGACUACAAGCGGAAAACGAAAAGUUCAGGCAAGCCGUCGCCGAAGUGAAGAUGCAAGCGAUGCAAACCAUUGAGCAGAAGAUUGCGUUGGCAAACACGCUGAAAGAAAUAAAGGAAGCUGUUCAGACUGAACGAAGUGCCAGUCUGGCGGUGAUUGACGAGCUGAACAAACGAGUUUCCGAUAGGGAGUCCAUCAUAAGAAACCAGGCGCGAUUGAUGGAGCACUCGGAGCGCAAAAUCCACGAAAAGGACAAAGAGUGCGAGGAUAAGAUUAAAAUUUACCUGGACGAGGUAUCGCGUCUGAAAGCUGAACUGUGCGCCUUGAAAGAGUUGGCCGUCAAGAAUCGUGACACAAUCGAACAACAAGCAAGGGAGAUCGAAGCGAAGGACGUUUUACUGGUGACCAGUGUCGACAAGUGGAAAUCACUCACGGAACAGGUUGAUCUAAUGAGGGAAAAGAUCAAUCAAGCUGCUGAAAGUGCACCGGAGGAUGUCCCCUCGAGUCCAGAGGGACAAAGCACCGAUGUGGUUUCGGAUAUCGUCUGCCCGAUUUGCAACGAACACAGACAGACAUGGACGGAUAUGAAAAAGCACAUUGAGGUUUGCGUCGGUGCAGAUCAAUUGGACGUGAUGUAAUGCAAUAGAAUAUCAAUAAACAGAUACUUCUCGUUUCCAACAAGCAUGGAAAACACUCACUCAAUAAUUGCGGUUUGUUCUUCUCACUCACGUCACACAGUCAGUAGCGAGUUCGUCUCGCUCUCUCAGUUCUCUUCAAGUAUUUCUAAGCGCUAGCUUGAUCGGCUUUCCAAUCAAUCUUGAACGCCUAUUCACAAAUUGUAGGUCAUGCCUUAAAUAAUGACUGUCUUUACAAAACGUAGCGAAACUACGAGAAUUUCUGUGUAUUUUAGAAGAGAUUUUAAAGCUUUACAUUUGAUGAUAUUAAAGUGUAGUUUUCGUAAAACGAAAGAAGGGAAAACUUAAAAAUUCUAAAAAGCUCACUAAAUCAUAUACUAUUGUAAACCUCUCAGUUAUCCACUGAUUUAACAUUGGCUCACUCUCAAGUCACAUUUUUAUGAUUACCUGAAUCAUUAUCAUAAAUAAUUAGCUUUAGAAAUUGUCAGAGUUUUGCAUUGUUGAUCGAAAUAGUAAAACUAACAAUACUGUAUUGUUGAAAUAACUGCUAUAUGAGUUAUUUAUAAUUUUAUGUCAAAACUUUUAUUGUUCCUAAUUCAAAACCUCAGUUCAUCAUUCAUAUCCGAAAACACUCACAUCAGACGCUUCAGAAGGGGCUCACACGCAUCACCUGUGCAUUGCUGUAUGCGGUUAAGGUCAUCAAACGCACCUCCAGCCGUUCGUUCGCAACUAUCAAUCAAUCAUCGCAGUCACACAAUCGCCCAGCCCAGCAGAGAUUGAUCAAUUAACAUUUUCGCAGUUUGCGCGCGCGGAUUGCUACUUGACUUCACAUAUUUUUUUUCCUACCGUAUAAAGACAUUUUGUUUGAUCAGCAUCAGGACUAGGAGGGUGCUGAUUGCUACAUCUUGCCUUUUCGAUGAGGGAGGUCACUCAAACACAGUAGAUAUCUUCUUAGUACAACAAACAGUAGCUGUUUCGAAGCCAGAUAUGGCGUUGGCAUUUGAAAUGAUACGACUCGCCUAUUACAGGUGAGCUGCUGGCUGCUGUAACGCAUAUGGCACUGGUCGGUCUCCAUGGGAACCCUUAUUCACUACUAAGAGAGAAUGCACAAGACCGCAACGACACUAUUCUGCCGGAUCCAAACUUGGACGUGUACAGUAGUGGACGAAAUAAAGGAUACUGCAGAUGAAAUACAAACAAAAAAAUCAUAAUCAUCGUUCCAAAUAAUUGGAAUGUUUUUAAAACACAUAAUUUGAAGUCGAAAUAGUUUUGAGGAGGUUCUAAAUAAAUCGCCAUAAAACCUAUUCUGUACGAUACAAUUAGAAUGUUUUUCCUGUAAAAUAAAAAUAACCUGUAAAACAAAUCUAUAGUUUGCCUCCCAAGCAAAAAAAAAUCAAGUCCUAUUAGUUUUGGGUAGGUUCUGAAUACAGCUACAAAACCUCAUCCAAUCUUCUUUGGUUUUAUGAUGACUUUCCUCGAAACUAUAAGGCUUGAAGCCUUGAUUCUUGUAAAAAAUUGAACUGCAAUAACGUGGAAUGAUCCAAAUCGUAUCUGCAUCCAAGCGUUAGCGUUAGCAUAGCUGCAUCCAACUGCAAAAACUGAAUUUUCGACUUUACUUAAGAAAAACAUGAUACCUACUUUUAAAAUUAAUAGAUUUUUCAUUUUGGACAAAAUUGCAGGAAGUGAUACAUUUUGUCGAAUUAGAGUUCGAAAUAUUAAAAAAAAAAGUUUUCAGAACUAUUUUAAGAUUUUUUUGUACUCUAUUUGAAACAACUACAAUAAAUCUCAGAAAACUGGGUUGAUUUUGAAGCUACAUACAUUUUGUACAGGAUGAAAAAGUUCUGAAAAACUUAGAUCCAAUGAUUUUCUCAUGCUAUUUAUUAAACCAAAAUAUCUCCAUAGAUCAUUUUUUGAAUCAUUUCGUACAGAAAAUCAAAUCAACGCAUCCUUUAUUCCGUCUACUACUUCAGCUAAAUCAUCGCCCGUUUAGCCCAGGUCCUAUCACCAA